Molecule: messenger RNA, 3762 nt
Organism: Mandrillus leucophaeus (drill)
Lineage: Eukaryota; Metazoa; Chordata; Mammalia; Primates; Cercopithecidae
Gene: MID1IP1
Product: MID1 interacting protein 1
Exons: 3
Coding region: 2190-2741 (183 amino acids)
Biological process (GO): regulation of lipid biosynthetic process
Cellular component (GO): cytosol
Source: RefSeq, a predicted model, not a curated record
AAGGGCCCAGAGCUUUGGCCCGCGGACCUUUUCCUUCUGGAGUUACUCCGGUGGGUAUUAGUCCUUGUGGCACCAAGUCAGAAUUUCAUUCAAAAGACCAUUAGGAAGAUGGUUUUCUAUGGAAAAUAUUUAAGUAUAAGUCUUAAUGUGAAAGAAAGAGAGAGAGAAAGAAACCCCUUUAUUAUGUUCUCCCUUCCUUUGGCAUUUUUUGUCCUGUGGGAAAAAACUGUACUAGGGACAGAGACCCCUGUUAGGUUUUAGAGAAAAGGGAUUUUUUUUUUUUUUUUUUUGAGACAGAGUCUUGCUCUGUCGCCCAGGCUGGAGUGCAGUGGCAAGAUCUCGGCACACUGCAACUCCGCCUCCUGGGUUCAAGCAAUUCUCCUGCCUCAUCCUCCCGAGUAGCUGGGAUUACAGGCGCCAGCCAUCACCCCCGGCUAAUUUUUGUAUUUUUAGUAGAGACCGAAUUUCACCAUGUUGGCUAGGCUAGUCUGGAACCCCUGACUUCGUUAUCCGCCCGCCUCGGCCUCCCAAAGUGCUGGGAUUACAGGCGUGAACCACCGCGCCAGGCCGAGAAAAGGGAUUUAAAAUGAGAAGCUUGAAUCUUAUUGAAUAUAAUUGUAGGACUGUCAGAGAGGACUGGUGGAUGAGGAAUAUGGCAAGGGACAAAAGAUGGGAAAAAUUAAAUAGGCUGUGGUUUGGAAGUCUCAAAGUGAAAUUCAAGGUGCAAGGCUCUUAAAAGUUAAAUCCAGCGAUUCGGUACAUAGCUUAGCCCCUAUUAAAUGACCCAGUGCUUUAAGAACUAUCUUUUGAAAGGAAUGCUUCACACAUGCACCCUCAAAAAUAAUUGGACACCUCCUCACUUCUCUGUUAAAUGGUGAAAGACACCCAAGACUAGACCUAACUACUGUCACCCUCUCCUGCCCUCUUGGCAGCCAAAAGGCCACAUAGCCCAGGCUCUCCAGCAUCACUGUGUAGCCGACUUGGACAAAAAUUGACUUCUUCCCGUUGCCACUUUCAGAUCUCUUGAAAGAAUCAGCAGAUGUGAUAGUGUGCCCCUCUUCAUCCCUGGCAACCACUGUUACAGGAAAGAUUGGGAAAGAUCCCGCCCCGCCGGGAGGGAGGCAAAAGCCUCUGACCCUCCCCUCCCCCAAUAGCUGACCAAGGCCAGGGCCACUGCGGAAGCGUCGCGCGUCCACGUGCACCCAGCAUGCCCGGCCACCCUUCUUACGUAAGAGUCCCAGGAUGGAGUUGUACCUGCUGCUGGCCCCUCUUCCCCGACGGCUAAUAAUAAACCCGGGUUCCUGUUUCCCGGCCGCGGCCACUCCAGAUUCGGGGUUGAGGGGCUCACUCUGCAACCAAGACACGUGCAUUCCAGUCAUCCUACCCCGGGAGCGCACGCAAGGCCCGCCCAGCCCCCACAUGCCAGCCCACCCUCCAGUCGGUCGGGACGCCGGCGCCUUUUUGACCCUCGCAGUGCCCGGCCCUCCUCCAACUGGCCUACCCAGGACUUGGUGCUGGCGGGGUCCAGCUGCUCCAAUCCCUCCUCCUCUGCCCUGCCCUGCUCUGCCCUGGCGCCCUCCCUCAGCCCGGGUAUCAGGCGAGAGGCGGAGCUGGCCCGGCGCGCCCCGCCCCCGCUGUAGAAAGGGCCGGGCGAGUGUUACUCGCGGUCAUCCUGGCCCGGGCCUUUUAUCUCGGUGCUGCCGGGGGAGGCGGGAGGAGGAGACACCAGGGGUGGCCCUGAGCACCGGCGACACCUUUCCUGGACUAUAAAUUGAGCACCUGGGAUGGGUAGGGGGUCAACGCAGUCACCGCCGCCCGCAGUCACAGUCCGGCCACUGACCGCAGCAGCGCCCUUGGGUAGCAGCCGCUUGCAGCGGGAACACUGAAUUGCCAACGAGCAGGAGAGUCUCAAGACGCAAGAGGAGGCCAGGGCUCGACCCACAGGCCACCCUCAGCCAUCGCGAGUUUCCGGACGCCAAAGCCAGGAGAAGCCGCCCAUCCCGCAGGGCCGGUCUGCCAGCGAGACGAGAGUUGGCGAGGGCGGAGGAGUGCUGGGAAUCCCGCCACACCGGCUAUAGCCAGGCCCCCAGCGCGGGCCUUGGAGAGAGCGUGAAGGCGGGCAUCCCUUUGACCCGGCCGACCAUCCCCGUGCCUCUGCGUCCCUGCGCUCCAGCGCCCGCGCGGCCACCAUGAUGCAAAUCUGCGACACCUACAACCAGAAGCACUCGCUCUUUAACGCCAUGAAUCGCUUCAUCGGCGCCGUGAACAACAUGGACCAGACGGUGAUGGUGCCCAGCUUGCUGCGCGACGUGCCCCUGGCUGACCCCGGGUUAGACAACGAUGUCGGCGUGGAGGUAGGCGGCAGUGGCGGCUGCCUGGAGGAGCGCACGCCCCCAGUCCCCGACUCAGGAAGCGCCAAUGGCAGCUUUUUCGCGCCCUCUCGGGACAUGUACAGCCACUACGUGCUGCUCAAGUCCAUCCGCAACGACAUCGAGUGGGGGGUCCUGCACCAGCCGCCUCCAGCGGCUGGGAGCGAGGAGGGCAGUGCCUGGAAGUCCAAGGACAUCCUGGUGGACCUGGGCCACUUGGAGGGUGCGGACGCCGGCGAAGAAGACCUGGAGCAGCAGUUCCACUACCACCUGCGCGGGCUGCACACUGUGCUCUCGAAACUCACGCGCAAAGCCAACAUCCUCACUAACAGAUACAAGCAGGAGAUCGGCUUCGGCAAUUGGGGCCACUGAGGCGUGGCGCCCGCGGCUGCCCAGCACCCUCUUCGACCCAUCUCACCCUCUCUCAUUCCUUAAAGCUUUUUUUUUGUUUUUCCUGGCUGGGGGGCGGGAAGGGCAGACUGCAAAUUGGGGGGCUGCGUACGUGCAGGAGGCGAGGUGGGGCUGCGUGGAGGAGGGGGCCUCGUGUGAGAGAGAAGAAAAUGGUGGCCGGAGAGGGGAGGGCCCAAGGAACCUCCUGGGAGGGGGCCUGCAUUCUAUGUUGGUGGGAAUGGGACUGGGCUGACGCUCUGCAUUCAGCCUGUGCCUUUCCUGGGGUUUCUUUUCUGUUCUUUUCGGAGGAGAAGGGCCCGAGAAGGGCCAUACCAGGGCGCGGCGCUGGGUUGCCACACUUGGGAAAGCAGCCCGGAGCUGGGUGCUGGGGAAGGCGGGGCGCAUAGCCUCCCGCCGCCCUGCGGUUGGGCCGGUGGAGGCCCAGGCGUUGCUAGGAUUGCAUCAGUUUUCCUGUUUGCACUAUUUCUUUUUGUAACAUUGGCCCUGUGUUAAGUAUUUCGAAUCUCCUUCUUGCUCUGAAACUUCAGCGAUUCCAUUGUGAUAAGCGCACAAACAGCACUGUCUGUCGGUAAUCGGUACUACUUUAUUAAUGAUUUUCUGUUACACUGUAUAGUAGUCCUGUGGCACCCCCACCCCAUCCCUUUCGUGCCACUCCCGUCCCCACCCCCACCCCAGCGUGUAUAAGCUGGCAUUUCGCCGGCUUGUACGAAGCUUGCCACUCAGUGAAAAUAAUAACAUUAUUAUGAGAAAGUGGACUUAACCGAAAUGGAACCAACUGACAUUCUAUCGUGUUGUACAUAGAAUGAUGAAGGGUUCCACUGUUGUUGUAUGUCUUAAAUUUAUUUAAAACUUUUUUUAAUCCAGAUGUAGAUUAUAUUCUAAAAAAUAAAAAAGCAAAUGUGUCAACUAAACUGGACAAGCGUCUGGUCCUCAUUAAUCUGCCAAUGAAUGGUUUCAUCAUUAAAUAAAAAUCAAUUGAUUU